AUGACACAGAAUCACAUUAAAUUAUUAAAAAGAUCAUUCACGACGCAACGACCACUCUACGAGCAGCCCAAACGAAGCGAUGAGAAUGAUCAAUGGACACAGCACACACAGCAUACGCAGCACACUCAAAACACCCAAAACACCCAUGAUAACAGGAAAUACUCCCCUUUCUUUAGAUCACUGAUGCACAAUCUACCACACCCCCACACGCCGACAAAAGAAGAACUCCUCGGCUUGGCUAAUGGCUUCUUCGAGAGACUACGCAUACGCUGGAAAUGGUGGACAAUUAGAGGUUUCAGAAAGUUCAAUGCAGACGACGUCAGCGCUUUCAUUAGCUGGCUACUCGUCGGACACAUAUUUUGGAUUUUGAUUGGUACAACGACUUUCUUCUCUGCUAUCUUUGCCACUGCAAAUAGUCUAAGAUUGCAGAAUUACAUCGCAGGUGCUAUUUCUGAUUAUCUCACUCAAGCUACUGGUGUUACUGUCGCUUUUGAGAGUGCUAUUUUACCCAAAUGGAAAGACAGCCGGAUAUCCUUUAAAAAUGUUCAUGUUUCUAGGCAUUCUGGUGGAGAAACUCUACCGCCCGUUCAGCCAGAUAGUGCGGCGGUGCGGCGAAAGAUUAUCUGGGAUGAUCACGCACACGUACACGACGAAGAUCACGAUCUCACAUUAAAAAUUGCACCACCACCUCCUCAAGAGACUUGGACUAUGUUUGAUAUCAAUCUCGAUUCUGUGGAUGUUGAACUAUCACUAUGGCGGUGGUUGGAUGGGAAGGGAUUGGUGAAGGACGCCUCAAUAAAAGGUAUUCGUGGUGUCUUAGAUCGAAGGGGUGUAAAAUGGGACUAUGACAAUCCACUCGAUCCAAAGGAUUUUAGGCACCCUCAUCAUCCAGGAGACUUUGAACUUGAAUCACUCACUAUUGAAGAUUUACUGAUUACAGUGUACCAACCAGAAGAUUUCAGACCUUAUAAUAUGAGUAUAUUUAGAGGAGAGAUAGGAACAUUCAGGAAACAGUGGUUAUUCCACGACUUGCUAGCUGCAUAUGCAAUGACUGGUCAGUUUGACAAUUCGCUUUUCAGUUUGCAUAAACCACAAUCGAUAACACGCACACACAACGCCGAUGUUGAUAGAGUGACGAGAUUUAGAAUAGAUGGUGUUGCAGUGGAUCAUCUUCAGGCAGCGGCGGGAAUGACAGGACCAACAGCCUGGAUAACUCACGGAAAGAUGGACGCUGUAGUUGAUAUCACCUUCCCAUUCCAGCAGGAUGAAGAUCUAUUCGAUGCGAUAAUGGAGAGUAUAAAUAAUCUAAAUUCGGCCGUGCAAGAUGGAGAUAGUAGAAUACCUGGACAAGCACAACUUACUAGACCAGCACUCAAGUCACCCGACCAGACUGAACAGCAGGAUGAACCGGCGUUGAGUAAGGAGAGGGUAGCUGUUGAUAUAGAUUUGAGGUUCAGGGAUGUCAAAGCUAGUGUGCCAUACUACACAAGUGAUUUAACAUAUACAAACAAUGCACUAGUGCGGCCAAUAGUUGCAUUCAUAAACUCAAACCGCACACUCAUACCAAUAUUGUCACAUGUCGAGUUGCUAAUUGAUGAGUUUGAUGGGAGUUGGACUAUGUGGGAGACUGGACUGAUGAGCGCAGUAAGUGAUCGUAUAUACGACGCACUCGCGCAUCACGUCACAUCGACAGAAGCGAAUAACCAGCGAGUCAAGUAUGUAACGUUGUGGAGUCUACAAUUAUCGGCGAAAGGAGCAAUACAAACGCUGAAGAAUAUCUUAGGACAAUCGAAAGCAUUGUUGUAG
This is a messenger RNA of Wallemia ichthyophaga EXF-994, 1806 nucleotides long. RefSeq lists its product as uncharacterized. The record is from RefSeq and is a predicted model, not a curated record. The coding region runs from base 1 to 1806 and encodes 601 amino acids. NCBI's taxonomy places the organism in Eukaryota, Fungi, Basidiomycota, Wallemiomycetes, Wallemiales, Wallemiaceae. Gene Ontology annotation, biological process: mitochondrion inheritance. The transcript has 3 exons. Gene Ontology annotation, cellular component: mitochondrial inner membrane.